This is a messenger RNA of Diabrotica virgifera virgifera (western corn rootworm), 2506 nucleotides long. RefSeq names its product A disintegrin and metalloproteinase with thrombospondin motifs adt-1-like. The record is from RefSeq and is a predicted model, not a curated record. Gene Ontology annotation, cellular component: extracellular matrix. Bases 33 to 2450 code for a protein of 805 amino acids. Gene Ontology annotation, biological process: proteolysis; extracellular matrix organization. Gene Ontology annotation, molecular function: metalloendopeptidase activity. The transcript has 11 exons. Lineage: Eukaryota; Metazoa; Arthropoda; Insecta; Coleoptera; Chrysomelidae.
AACGAAAAGUUUGCUUAACUUUUGACUCAACGAUGUUUAACAAGAUAUUAUUGUUCAUAAUUUUUUUCAAUUUAAAUCUGGUGAUAUCGUUUCCAAGGGAAGCUCUAUUAGAUGCCAUGAAUGAAGAUGAACUCAUGUAUUAUUUUCAAACCAGUGAUAGAGCAGGGAUACCGGAGUAUGAGAUUGUUGAGUUACCAGUAGUACUAUCUGUAGAAGCUGUUGAUGUGUAUGAUGGCUACGAUGAAGAAAUCGAUUAUAGUUUUUUGGCUUUUGAAAGGCCAAUCAACCUGAAGCUUAAAAGAAAUGCAGACAUACUGGGUCAUAACUUCACAACUUAUGUCCAUGAUGAAGAUGGCAUUUCUGUAUUCAACCAUGUUCCCAGAAGUUGUCAUUACUUGCACGAGGAUGGUAUUACUGUGGCAUCAAUGAGUAUUUGUUCUUCAAAAAAUGUUCAAGGUUUAAUAUUUUUGGAAAACACUACUCUAGAAGUCCAGCCACUAACAGACCGAUUACAAUCAGUGCUUAAUACCAAAGAACCUCUUAUGGAAGCUCUUCUACAAGACGAAUCGCUAACAAUUCCCCAUUUAGUAAAACGAGCUAGUUUUUUUCCGGGUUUCCCACAUACCGAGGAAGACUAUUUUCCCAUUGCAGCAAAUGUUUGGUCGGAAAAUGACCAUAUACGAACAAAUAACAUAUUCGAUGCUGAAAAUGGUUAUAACUUUGGGGACAAUAUUUUUCGACCGUAUUCCGAAGCUGCUUCUUCUAAAAUACCGACGCUAACAUUAGAAUUAGCGAUGUUUUUCGACGAGGCAGCUUACAAAAUAUUUGCUCCUUAUUUUAGUUAUGAUGAUAAGAAGUUGCAGGAUAUGUUGCUGGCUUACAUGAAUGCGGUUCAAGCAUUGUACCAUCAUCCUAGUUUAGGUACGUCUUUGGAGUUAGUUUUAACGAGAAUGGAUAUUAUGAAACGACAACCAGCAGAUAUGCAACACUAUAGUGGUGAGCGUAACAAACUUCUAGACAGUUUUUGCUCUUAUCAGGAGAAAAUAAAUCCAAAAGGUGACGAUAAUCCAGCACAUUGGGAUAUGGGUUUAUAUGUUUCAGGGUUAGAUUUUUUUGCAUAUGACAACGGCAGAAAAAGUGGAGUAACAAUGGGAUUGGCUACUGUAGGAGGAGUGUGUUUGGAUCGUUAUGCUUGCGUAAUAGCAGAAUUUGGAACCACAAAUGUUUUUGGCAAACCAUAUCCUAGCGCUGGAUUCACCAGUGUCUAUGUACUUGCCCAUGAAAUUGGACACAAUUUAGGUAUGCAUCACGAUAGUAUCGACAACAGCUGUCCCAAGGAAGGUUACAUUAUGUCUCCAUCCAGGGGAACCAACGGUGAAACCCAAUGGUCAAGAUGCAGUGCAGAUGUUAUGAAGAAAUUAAGUAGCUGGGCGAAAUGUUUAGAAGACACAUCCAAACCUAACAAAAAUCUCGAUCAUAACAAAUUUCUGCGGACACCUGGACAAAAAUUUACUGCCAAAAAACAGUGUGAGAUACUUCUUCGUGAUAAGGAUGCUACAGUACUGCCCAGUCAAGGCCUUUCUGACAUCUGUUACAAUUUACACUGUAAAACACCUCAUCGAAGUGGACAUUAUUUUGCUGGACCUGCUCUUGAAGGCACUCAAUGUGGUUAUGGGCAGUACUGCUAUGGGGGCACCUGUGUCAAAAAAGCUCUUCCCAAACCAGUCAAAGUUGUACCGGGAGGAUGGGGUCCAUGGAAAGAAGGUGUUUGCAGUUCAGGUUGUAUAGAGAAAUCAAAAGGGAAUACUUCAAAAAGAAGACUUUGCAAUAAUCCUGCUCCACUCAAUACUGAUGAAGGCUGUGAAGGGUCCAGCGUGCAGUUUGGACUUUGCAACGAUAGUAAGGUAUGCAAAGGAAAAAUAUCUGCAGUAAAGUAUGCAUCACAAAAAUGUACAGAAUUCUCAAAGCUUUUGCCUGAACUGGAAUCUGUGGGUACUGGGCUUCAAUCACCACACGAAGAAGGUCGUUUAUGGAUGGGAUGUGCUAUAUUUUGUAAAAGAGCCGAUUCUGGAAUAUUCUACACUCCCAGGAUAGAACUGAACGAUCUGGGAAUUUCACCUUAUUUUCCUGAUGGAACAUGGUGCCAUUCAGUCGGAAAUAGAAAUUUCUAUUGUUUGCAACACCACUGUUUACCGGAGAAUUUUCAAAUCAGAACAUUAACAAAUCAUCUAGAAGACCUAUCUUUUCUUCAGAACGCUAGACCUCAUGCUCAUGUCUCCCAAGAUAUCAAAGACUACUUAUCUGUAGAUUCGUACGGACGUCCGAUAAAGACAACAUUAUCCGAAGGUGACGACAUACCUCCACCAGAUGAAGAAUGGGAGUCCCAUGAUUAUAUUGAAAUUCCAGGACUGAGGGAAAAAUAUUAUAAUGAAAAUGCGAACAAAAUAUAGUAGCUGAAUUGUGAUCAAUUAUUAUUUAAUCCUUUUAAUAUACCUUUUAAAAUGUU